GUAAUGUUUUGAGAACAUCAUUCUGAGUGUCGAACCUAAGGUGAGAGUACGUAGUUUGCUAGAAUUUCAACUGAACUAGAUAAAAAAUGCAACCGGCGGUGCUGAUAGUUUCGAUUGCAGCCAUUGUCUGUUCGGCGGUAGCAGCGCCUCAACAGCAUCUGGAUGAUAUAAGCAAAAUUCCAAACGGAGAAAAGCACGCUUUGGAAUGUCUUUUGUCUAGUGGAUUGAAAAUGGAUGCGUUACAAGCGUUGCACCGCGGUGACUACUCGGUAGCGGGAGAUCAAUCCAAGUGUCUAGUGAGGUGUUUCUAUGAAAAAGCCGGCUUCAUGGACGCGCAGGGUACGCUUCAAGAAGACGCUAUAACUAAACAAUUGAGUACAUUUAUGCCUAAAGAGCAUGUGGAAGAAUUGGUGAAAAGAUGCAAUACCCAAGGAACCGAUCCAUGUGAUACGGCUUUACGCUCGGUGGAGUGCUACUACGAAAACAAAGCUGGAUUGCUCUGAAUGGUUUUUAGUUAAAUUUCCACUGUUCUGUGUUAGCACGUGAUUCCUAGUAUGGAUGAUGGUUUAAAGACAGAAAUAAAUUCUAAUUACAUACCAUUCAUGACGCAGGUGAUAGGUUAUGCAAUGUGCGUAAAGCAAAGCGUAGUAAUUAAA
Messenger RNA from Malaya genurostris, 656 nucleotides. RefSeq names its product general odorant-binding protein 56d-like. Gene Ontology annotation, biological process: sensory perception of smell. The transcript has 3 exons. The record is from RefSeq and is a predicted model, not a curated record. Gene Ontology annotation, molecular function: odorant binding. NCBI's taxonomy places the organism in Eukaryota, Metazoa, Arthropoda, Insecta, Diptera, Culicidae. Bases 87 to 503 code for a protein of 138 amino acids.